GCGUGGGCCCGAAGCAGCUGCGCAGGCGCACAUACAUAACAGGCACAGGGAUCAUAGGCGGAGGCAUAUAUAUUAAAAGGCAUUCCUAAGUGUUUGCUUCCAAUCUCUUCUCUACUCCACGCAGUGGGGAAGAUAGAUAGAGAUAGAGAAGGCAGCGGAUUUUUUACAAACACAUACUAAGCACUUUCUCUCUCCUAGGGUUUCCGGGUUCGUCAUUGUCGUGCUUGUUCGCGCUCUCAUUCACGUCAAGUUCGUGGCGCAUUCAGCUGAGAUCGACUCUGGAUUGGUUCGAAUUCCCUGGUUUCGCCAUUUUCUCAUUAUUGUUGUCGAUUGAGGAGGAGCAUGCCAGCCACAUUGUAAUGUAUUUUAGACUUACUGGUUCCAGGGUGGAGACAUACAAGUUGUCUUAGCCUCAAUGGUAUGCUCACUUGAAAGUGGGAGAAUGGCAGUCAUGGCCAGACUUCUGGCAGCAGGAAGUUUCUCACCUAUUAUAACAGAGGACGUCAGCCAGGAGAAAUUAGCUGCUCAAUACAUACAUAGAGAAUUACGUGAGGCAGAUGAAGCAAAUUUGCUUGAUGAAGAAGAUAUGAAUGUAUUUGGUUUGAAGCCUAUGGCUGAUCCUUUGUAUUUGGUAUGUUGCAAUGCCUGUAAGAAGCCAGUCAAGGCCAGCCAAUAUGCAGCUCAUGCAGAACUCUGCAAGUCAUUAAAUCCUACAGAAGAAUCGUUCUUGGAGCUUGAUGGUGGUGCAGGGCAAAAAAAACCUCCACGGAAAGAAAGGAAGAAGUCAUUAAUUGCUUAUGCUAACCAAGCUACAAUGGCUGGGGAGCAAGAAAGGUUUGAAUCUAUGGAUGCAGAUGAUACUGCUGCCUCUGAACCCUGCUUAGAUGAGCAAAUUGGAGCGGCUUGUUCCUUCACAGAGAUAAAAAGAAAUUCAGCUUGUGUAGAUGUGGGACAUGUAGUGGAUGGUUCAGGAGUUAGUCAUGGAAAUACAGACCUCUCUGCAGGUGUUAUGCCUCCUCCAAAACGUUCCAAACUGAGAAUAGCAACUGAUCGUCCAUCACCAGCAGAUGGUCCAGAAACAGCGUAUGGUGUGAACAAAACCAUGUGUAUAACUAGUCAGAGAGCAUAUACCUGCGCAGGAUACCCAAAAGGUUCAAUUGAAGGAAGUGAAAGGCCUUAUGAUCAUUUGGCUGCCCAUCAAAAGCCUGGGCAAGACCAUGAAUGCAGCUUGUCAACCAAUGGUGUUCCUGUUCCCCUUGCAACCAAAAUGUAUUACUCUCAAAGAAAUCAUCGCCUUCGUUCUGCAAUUAGUCAUCUUUACUUUGCUGCAUCAAAUGAGGGACAUUGCAGUGAUAUGGUGAGUCCAAAAGUGUUACAGGGAAAUAUGGUUCCACAAGCUUCAUCUCCUAAGAACUUUUCUCAUGAACAAAUGGAUAACCAACCUGAGAAGAAGAGAGAUACACACUUCUUACCUUCUAUGCAAAAUCCUGAUAAAGUUCUUGUGCAAAGUUCAGAAGUCUUCUUGGGUAAAUCUGAGGGAUGCCCACCAGCCAUGAAUUUUUCAAAUCAGGUCCAUGUUAAUAAUGUUUUAAGGCCUCAUGCAGCUCCAGUUGGAACGAUAAAAAGCAAAUAUCUUUCAAAACCUUAUUCCUUUGCCAGCAACUCAGGUAAUUUCUAUUUGAUUUUAGCUGUUGCUUCAUGUACUGAAACUCUGCCUUUGGCAACUAAGCUUAAGUUAAUAUAAUAAACUGGUAAGAUGAGUGCAAGGUGUUUGCAAUUGGGUUUAUGGAAUUUUAGAAAUCUCCAUUGUUGCCACAAAUUAUUCUGUUCUAUUUAUUUUAUAAGGGGAUUUGGUUAAGCAUAGUGUGUGUGCACAUAAUUUCAGUCCAUCCUCCUUUUUUUUUUUGAUAUGCAAAAGGAGAAAAUAUAUUAGUAGUGCCUGAAAAUCAAUGUACCAAAAGUACACGAGAUAUGUAGAAGAAGCGCCAUCAGGUAAUCAAAAAAGAAGAAAGAAAACCAAAAAACAACCUCCCUCUCCCCACUUAGCUUAACCAUUUUACAAAGCUUAUCAUGGUCAAGGGACAGUCAUUACACUUUAGCCAUUCCAAAAAGCUACAUAUAAAGAAAGGUUUGAUUGCUUGAUUUGGCUGUUCAACAUCUUCAAAUGACCUUCUAUUUCUUUCCAUCCAUAACGUCCAAAACAGACGCAAAGGAGUGGCCCCCAAGCUUUCUUUAUCUUAGUCUAUCUGAGCACCUCAUCUUUAUUUCAAACCAUCUCUUUUUCCACUUCCAAGAAUUUUAGGUUCCUCCUUUAACCGUUACCCUCAUAACAUUUACUCUUCCCGUUAUUGUAAACUGUGCUAAGGGUGUCUUUAGUGGGGCUGAGUUAGGGGCCUAAAGGUUGUCCGUAAGUGGUCAAAGAGAGCCCAAAGUCCCAAUGGCCGCGCUACUCCUCAGGCCCAUAGCCUUUGUGGACUGACUACUUCAAAGGCCCAUUUAGUUUCUGUUAAUGAAGUGGGGGAGGAUUUAAGAGUGGGUCAAGCCCAAGGAAGUUCCUGUACAUCAGAGAGUGGGGUUGGUGGGUUUAAGAGAAAAAAGAGAGGGUUGUUGCUUAGUGGUUUUGACUGAGGGAGAGAAGGGCUCGCUAAGGCUUCUUGAAGGGAGGGACUUAUAAAAAGAAAAAAAAAAGGCUUCUUGAAGGCAGGGCUCUCUUUGCAGAGAUCAAGGAGACGACGUGGUACAGUUGCGUUGAAGAUGGGCGUGUGAGGCUUGAGGCUUUGCCAACAUCAAUCUCGACGAGUUCCUGUGUGGUGUUCACCUACACAGCUCUUGUGGUGAAGGCGAAUAGGUUUCCAAGGCUUUCCCCGCUCUCUUCUUUGGGGUUUGUGGACCUGGCAAGCCAGCCGCUAAGUAUGUUGUUGCAAAAUGACAGUUUGUUAAGAGUAUUCCAAAAAUGCUGAGAAGGACCCUUCAGGUAAGGAGGAGGAGGCUGUGGCUAAGGAGGUGGAGCCCCCUAAGCCCUUAGCGAUUGCUUGUAUAUAAUAAAGAGGGGGUGGGGGGGUAGAAAGGCGGGGGAUUGGUUUGGUGUGGAUAGCCUCCCCACUAAUUUUGUCAAUUUCAGUAGCUUCUUAGGGUUACCUAUGGAAUGGUUUGAAAAGGAGAUCAGUCCCCUGCUGAAGAAAUUGGAGUUAAAGAAAAGGUUGUGGGGUCAAGGUUUCAGGUAGAAAGAGGAGUGCUCCCUUGACUUCCCAUUUUGAGCAGAAAAUCCAUAAACUAGAGUGUUUGGUUAAUUACAAGAAGUCUCCAGCCAUUGUCAGGGGAAGGAGCUUUGGGGACACAGAACCUGUUUUGUGAGGAUGGUCGAGAGGUUUCGUUUAUGUUUGGAUUAAGGGGGGCAUCAGCUUUCUUGGGGUUGGUCGGAUAGUUAGGGCAGUUGGUGUUUGCUCUCUCUUUUCCUUCUCUUCUUCUUGCUUGUUUUGUCUAUACUCCAUGUGUACUUUGUUGGGCCAUUUUACAAGCGCUUUUAAUAUAUUAUCCUUUUUUACUUAUUAAAAGAAAAAAGAAAAAAUUGUAGAUUUCUAAUUUGAUGAAAAUUUACUCACACCUUACAAUCCUAGCCGUUCAACUCUUAAAAUAUCACAUGAUCACUUAAACAACUAGGACAGUAAUAACAAUCUAUAAAUAUUAAAAUAGAGUAUAGAACCCAAAUAAAUCAAAGAAGUGGAAGAAAACAAUAAUUUGAAAGCAAUUCCUUUAUUUAAUCCUGAAUGAUCAACUCCUUUAAAAAUUCACUAAUUUCUCUCCAAAUACUCCAGGCUAAGCCUGACCAAGUCAUUCUCCAUUGUCUCUUCCUCUUCUUCAUAAACCACCCUCUUAACUAAAUAGAGUUUCCUUCUACCAAUUAAGCUAAACCCAAAAGUAAAAAUGAAAAUUAAGAUAAAACUAAACCCAACCCAAAAAGCAUGACACCAUGGACUGAGGUUUUGAGCCCCUGCUUGAAUAGGGGUAUUAGUGGACCAAGUAAGUUUAAUGCAGUUCAUGAAGCCAUUCUUGAGCUAGAAAUGCAUCUGGGUGUUCAUUACCUUCCAAACGUGUCCUUCCAAAUCCAUGAAAUUUUCUUAACUUGAUCAUUAAUGUAGGGUUCCCACUUACCAACACCUUGCUUAAAUUAGCAGUUGAUGCAGCUGUUGACUGUUGGAUAUCUUGACGUCAAGAUUUGCUUUUGCAAGGUCAACCUUCCUCUUCUGUGAGUGCUGGGCUAACAUACCUACUGCUCUUCCAAAACAAUAGUUAAGAGAACAACAUGCUUCCCUUCCACCAGUGGCUUCUCCAUGUGUAUCUUUAACAAUAUGGGAUCCCUUCUUUGAUGCGAUCUUCAGAACACUCUGCAAUCUGGGAAACAGAGUUUGUAUCGCAUGUGUUUCCUUGAUGCCUGAUGUUAUACUUUCCUUUCUUUUUCAAUCAGAACAGUGUGGCCCUUAGCAUUCACUGUUGCCACCAUUGGAUA
Messenger RNA from Vitis vinifera (wine grape), 4507 nucleotides. RefSeq lists its product as uncharacterized. NCBI's taxonomy places the organism in Eukaryota, Viridiplantae, Streptophyta, Magnoliopsida, Vitales, Vitaceae. Gene Ontology annotation, cellular component: SAGA complex. Bases 416 to 1744 code for a protein of 442 amino acids. The transcript is spliced from 13 exons. The record is from RefSeq and is a predicted model, not a curated record.